UGCUAAUAUAACUGUUUUAUCUUUAUUAUCUUUCUACACUUGAUCGUUAUGUAGGCUACUUGACUACUUUGAAUUUUUUUUUUUUUUUUUUUUAUUAAACAACACAUACAGGGGAUACAUAAAAAUAGAUUUUAAAACAAAAUAGAAGUAUAAGUAUAUAAACAAGCAAGCAAAUAAUUAUGUAACAGAAACAUCUAAAACAAUAAAUAAUUAAAUAUAAAAAAAAUUGUCAUUUUCAGGAAAUACACAGGAGUUAUUCGUUAAUUAUAAUUUUUCUCAGCAGUAGUGCAAAAAAAAAAAAAAGGAUUUAUGAAGCACCGUUCCCUCUAAUGCAAAUAGACACCUUUAGCUAAUAUUUAAUCUACCAUACUACUGUCAAUAACCUUACAGAUGCGAGAUAAAAGUUAAAUCCAAGCACAUCAGCCCCAAAUCUACGGCAAAGUAGCCUUUGCUAGUACUCAGAAAAAGUUUUCUUCUUCUUUCUUGUUUUACGGCGGUUCAGCUUAUGGGUGCAUUACCGCCAUCUUCUGCUCCGCCUGGUAAACAGACAUUACUAAAGAGUCCCGAUGAGACGGAUAAUGCAUACGUCUGUCUAAAAUUAAAUCAUGCUCUUCUAGAGGUCCUUUAAUUUGAUUAUAUAAUAGGCUAUAUGUCUAUUGUUGUAAUUAACAAUUCUAAUACCAGUAGCAAAAUCGAGUAACAUUUCCCUAAAGUUUACAGAAUGUGAUCUGUUGUCGAUUGAUUUUGUCUGCAGUCAGAACUCGCGGGAGGGUUGAGUGCGGCAAAAUAUUCCUCAAGUCUUGUCAGGUUAGAAACAAAACUCAAAACCAACUUUUGAGAAUAAAAUUUUCUCCUGGUUUACAGGAUGUCAGAGGAGAUUCUCCAUAACGAAGAUAAAGAGACACUGAGGAGACGACUGGAGCAGCUUAAGCGAGAGUAUGAGAGGACGGCACAGAGACUGCAGAGAGCAGAGCAUCAUGAUGCCACUUGCAGGCGUGUGCAGAACAGAGACUCUGACCGCAACAGAUUUACACAGAUUGACUUUGCACACACAUCUGAGCCGUCUAUUGCGACUUCUUCCGUCCCGGCCUCAGAAUAUUCUGAAAACCAUCAGAAUCUGCAAUUACGGACCAACAUAGUUGCAGAAACAAAUAGCUCUGUACAGAAAAUUUCUGCCAUAAAAUUGCAACACGCAGAGAUUGCAUCCACACCACCUUUGUACUCCCCUGAAUGCAGGCGAACCCCUGCCCAUCGCCUGCGCUCCAAGCGCAGUCGAUUGCGCCUACAGAACAAAGAGCGAGAAUCGGACACUGACAUCAGCCAAGAGAAAGAAAGAGAAGGAUGUGGAGACAAUAUUCGUGAAAGGGAGAAGGGUAGUGAAUGUAUUGAUAAAGAGAAAAGUCUGAAAGGAGUGAGAAAUGAAGCUAAGAAGGAAGAGAAGGACUGUGAAAAGAAAACAAGAACAAGAAAACAAGAACAAGAAAUUAAGAUGAUGCCAGCUAUAGGGGAGAAGAACCAGGAUAGCCCUAUAGGAGUAAGAACAGAUUGUAAAAUUACUAAAGCAUCACAAGAACUGGAGAAUGAUGGAAAAAGAGAGGGGCAUUGUGUAUUAAACUGCACUGUGAGCCAAUCAGAUAACAAACUGCCAGUGAUUUCAAGUGAAGAAAAUAAUUUAGAAAUUCAAAACAUUCACUGGAGCAAGAAAGAAGUUAACGUACCUCUGAUUGAUCUGCCUGUUGAGAAAAAAAUACAGUCGGGUUCAGCAGUGCCUAUUCAAACCUCAUCUUUCCCUCAGCCAUCUGAAGCAGUACAGAUUACUGACAAAUCAGAAGAGAUGCUUAAACAAACUAACCAGUCAAAUAAAGGUUAUGAUGACAGGAUAGACAUUAAACACUCCUCGUUUACAUCUGGCAUUCUGGACUCUUGCACGCUGGUUGAGGGUUUACCGUUUCCUGUGGAGUAUUAUAUUCGGACGACACGGCGCAUGGCUGCAUCUCACAGCUCUGUCGAUCUAGAUGCUGUCAUUUACAGCCAGCUCACUGGGGGGCGAGGCAGGCGUAGGCUCAGCCAAUCACAAAUGAGUGGUAGAGGUCACAUGACCCCAGAGCGUUCAGAAUCAGUCUCCAAGUCCACAGACCAGGCCAGAUGCAGAGGAAAAGGUCAGAGAGGGAGGAGAGGAAGAGGCCGUCGAAGAGGCACUGUAGGUAGAGCCUCAUGUGCCAAAGCUGCUCAAGAUUGUACAAUAUCACAUCCUGCAAGUGAUUCUCAAGCAGAUUCAGAGUCUCUUACAGAAUCAAAGUCUGACACUAAAUCACCCAACCAAUCAGAUUUGGUCCUUGAUCAGUCACAGGUAGAAUCUCAGCCAAUCCAUUCACCUGGUUCUACAGUGAGUUUGAAACCAAGCCCAGAGCAGGGAGUUACUCAAGAUUUUAAGCAUCUCCCAGAUUCUCAGCUUCACUUUGAUUCCCAACUUCUUGUGGAUUCUAAUUUGUACAAAGCCAGAUGCAGAGGAAAAGGUCAGAGAGGGAGGAGAGGCCGUCGAAGAGGCACUGUAGGUAGGGCCUCAUGUGCCAAAGCUGCCCUAGAUUGUACAGUAUCACAUCCUGCAAGUGAUUCUCAAGCAGAUUCAGAGUGUCUUAUGGAAUUGAAGUCUGACACUGAAUCACCUAGCCAAUCACAGUUGCUCCUCAAACAGCUACAGACAGAGUCUUGGCCAAUCCAGUCACCUGGGCCUGCAGCGAGUUUGAAAACAAGUCCAGAGCAAGGAGUUACUCAAGAUUUUAAGCAUCUUCCAGAUUCUCAGCUUCACUUUGAUUCCCAACUUCUCGUGGAUUCAGAUUUGUAUCAGACCAGAUUCAGAGGAAAAGGUCAGAGAGGGAGGAGAGGCCGUCAAAGAUGCACUAUAGGUAGGGCCUCAUGUGCCAAAGCUGCUCUAAAUUGUACAACAUCACAUGCUACAAGUGAUUCUCAAGCAGAUUCAGAGUCUCUCAUAGAAUCAAAGUUUGACACUGAAUCACCCAGCCAAUCACAAUCGGUUCUUGAACGGCCACAGACAGAGACUUGGCCAAUCCAGUCGCCUGGGUCUACAGUGAGUUUGAAGCCAAGUCUAGAGCAAGGAGUUACUCAGGAUUUUAAGCAUCUCCCAGAUUCUCAGCUUUUCUUUGAUUCUCAACUCCUCCCAGAUUCAAAUUUAUACCCUAUUUUCAGAAGAAAACAAGGACAAACUGGAAGAGAGUGUCAGAGUGUUUCUCAUAAAGAUGAUCAGUCACCUCUUCUGCCAUCAAUAGCUUCACUCAUUCAAGCUCUUCAAGAAAAGGAUACGAAAACUGUACUGCUGGCUGCUGUUGAUAUCCAGGAUUUCCACCUACCUGAUGAUGAUUUUGGACAACUGAAGCUCGAAAGAUUGCGCUUGUCAACUUCAGCAGUAGAACCUUUCGCACAGCGUCCCCUAGUGUACAACACACGGCAGAGCAGCAGGCGCCAGAGAGUGAGUGGGAGAAUAAGAAAUUGUGAAGUACGCUACUCAGAGGGUGAACUAUUUACUCGAGAACCCCCAACUACCUCUUCUCUUGAGGAUAGUUUACCUCUUUGUCAGUCAGACCCCACUGACCAAUCACAGACAGAGAUAAAGAAGGACCUCAAUGCUGUAAAUGAAAUAAAGACCAUCUCUUCAGAUCUGAUGGACAGCAGACAGUUUGGCCAAACUGAACCAGACAAAAGAAUAAGUAAUGAGACAAAAGUGGAAUCUUCUGAACCUGAAAACAUUAGUGAGCUUCACAUAAACCAGAUUCAAAAAGAAUCUCAAAUGCUCUCUGAGAACACCUCGCUUUGCCCUGUGAUACUGAACUUGAGUCCGUCUCUGACCCCACAAAUGCAGAAAGGUCAAGAUCCUCUUCUACCAUCUUUGGGAAUGUCCCCUCACUUUUUGAUUACAGGUUCACCCAUAGAACUCCGGUCACCUCUCUUUUCUUCGUCUGGUGUCCUUAGGUCUCCCUCUUCAGUCUCACUUAAGGGGUAUGUGUCUCCAGAAUCAGUCUCAGCUAAAACAUCAGGGAUCAUCAAAAAUUGUAUCUUUACUAAUAGUAGAGAUCAGGGAGGUUCUGAAACACAGAAUCAAAGUCAAAUUAGUCAAGAAACAAUGACAAAAGUUCAAAAUACUGUGAAAACAGGUACUCCAUCCCAAAACAACACUGCACUGGGAUAUGAAAAUUUAAACAGCCCAGAAAAGGAGUCCUCAUGCAUCUCAGAAAAUGAACAGGAACGUGAAUGCGGUUUCGAUACAAAAAGCAAUCUUGAAUGUAGAAAUAAAAUCAAUUGCACACCAGAAAAUGAAGUUCAACUUCUCAAUAUUCCUGACCCUGGGAGUUUUAAAAAUCUUUCUGAGUCUGAAGUCCAAACCCAGAACAAUUUUGAAAUGGAGGUUCAAACCAAUAAACACUCUGAGCUCGGUUCAGAAAUUCAAAGUAAUGCCGUUACAGAUGUGAAACAGUUUAAGUCUGGUAAUGUAGAUCAAACUCCUGUUGAGACAACAUCUUUGGACACUUCCACCAAAGGGAGAACAGAAACAAGGACAGGUUCCGACAAUAACACAACUCAAUCAGAGGAACGUAACACUGAUGCAUCCAACAAUCGGACAUUAUUACAUGAGGAAACCGUAACUGCCACAUCAUUCUCUGAUGCAGCUGGCUGUUCUGUAGUCCUGCAGGAGGUGCACACUUUUAAGGCACUGGAGGGCGGGUGCGUGUUGGACUUGUGUUUGGUGCGAUGGUCGUCGGAGGAUUGGUGCAUUUGUGUGGCAGGAGAAUGGAGCGUUUGUCUUUGGGCUCAGAUGAAGGGAGUUCAGUCUUGGAGUCUUUUACACACCUGGACUUUUGCACAGCCCGUCAUGUCUUUGCAAGUGAUUCCAGACUCUUUGGGCUUGCUUUGUGUGACUUUGGGUCACUUGGAAAUCACAGAAACAAGGGUGCUCUGCUGUCCAAGUAUGGAUGGGACGUUCUCUCAGAACGUGGUGUGCAAGGACACAUUGCAAGCAGUGGUGGGUGUGUCUAACAGUCGGCUUGUGUGUUGCUCCACCCCUGGAGAUCAACAAAGAGUCAAUGUGUUAACAGUGACUCAAGAGGGAAGGGUAGUGAACACUCUUCCCUUGGUGUCUGCUAAGCAGAACAUUCGGACCCUUGCAGUUGUAGAGGGCGAAAAAGAUGCUCUGAUUGGUUGGACAGAAUGUAAAAACCUCCUCAUAUGGAGCAUGAAAUCCGGCCAGCUGCUUCAGACUAUAUACCUGGAAAAGACUCUAACCAUGACAAACUGCAUGAAGGGAUAUUCUUACAGAGGUGUGCUGUGUGUGUUGCUUCAAAAUGCAGGAAAUAUGUGUGAUGAAGAGAGUAACGCAUCCCUUUUUACUCUGAUUGCCAUGAAUCCUCUCACUGGCAAACACAUCACACUGACCUCAAUCAACUACCCUGAUCAACACAAACAGCAGUUAAUAGAUGGUGAUGUCUUGGGCUCUGGGCUUGUUGCUGUUUUUCAGUCUGGUCAUGUUGUUGUUUGGGAUCUCGGAGGAAGCGUGGCUAAAGUCGUUGGCAUGCUGGAUGAGUUGUGUCGACUAGCUCGAUGGGCAGGGCCAAACACUCUGCUGACUGGAUAUCUAAAUGGGGAUGUUAGUGUGUUUCAUUAUAAAUCUACAUAAAUAGAUCACACAUCCCAGUUCAACAAAAUGUUUGUUAGUCACUUUAAUUAAAAGUUCUUUAACACCAUUGUUAAAUAAUACAACAUUUAAAAUCUUACACUCUUAAAAUCAUAAAAAAAAAAAAAAAAUUAUCAAGAUUACACAAGAUUUGGAAAUUUUUGUAAAGUUGUUAAAUCUCAAUACUGGCACAGCUAAUUGUUUCAGAGAAUUUGUGCUUUUUGUAUGUGAUAAGUAAAAAUAUUUUACAAAAUAAAAUAUAAUUCUGUGAA
This is a messenger RNA of Ctenopharyngodon idella (grass carp), 5955 nucleotides long. RefSeq names its product partner and localizer of BRCA2 (gene palb2). The record is from RefSeq and is a predicted model, not a curated record. Gene Ontology annotation, molecular function: protein binding; DNA binding. Lineage: Eukaryota; Metazoa; Chordata; Actinopteri; Cypriniformes; Xenocyprididae. The transcript has 13 exons. Gene Ontology annotation, cellular component: nucleoplasm. Gene Ontology annotation, biological process: double-strand break repair via homologous recombination. The coding region runs from base 866 to 5686 and encodes 1606 amino acids.